AUGUCUGACAAGAUGACAUGCACCAUCGACUGUGAAAAUGGUGGUAGAUGUUUAUUCAAUAACACAUGUUUAUGUCCCCCAUGUUAUAUAGGACCAUCGUGUGAUAUAAGUAUGAAUGUAAUUAAGUUUUCCUUAACAUAUGCCAUGUACUAUGAUAGUCAGAGAGUAUCGGCAACGUCGAAAUAUAAUUUCAUCGCAUUUGCUUACACAUUUACAAUUGCUCUGAUGGUAAUGGUGUCUAUUAUAAAUAAUCUCGCUUGUUUACAAACAUUCUUUUUGCAUGAUAUACGCUUAACUAAUUGUGGUAUCUUCCAAAUCUUCUAUUGCUUUAUGGGUGUAAUCACAAUGAUUGGCAUGGAAAUACGGACGUUGACUAUGUUAGAAUUCGAUCAUUUAUUGUCGGUGGUGAUAUUUGCAUGUGGUUAA
Molecule: messenger RNA, 426 nt
Organism: Adineta ricciae
Lineage: Eukaryota; Metazoa; Rotifera; Eurotatoria; Adinetida; Adinetidae
Source: the annotation of a GenBank genome assembly